Messenger RNA from Miscanthus lutarioriparius, 1722 nucleotides. Lineage: Eukaryota; Viridiplantae; Streptophyta; Magnoliopsida; Poales; Poaceae. The record is from the annotation of a GenBank genome assembly.
AUGGCCUUCUGGUGGCCGCUGCUGGUGCUCGCCGCCGCAUACGCGCUCUGCCGCCUGCUCCUCCUCCUCAUCCCGCCCACCGUCCCAUCCAUCGACGUCGACGCUUCCGACGUGUUGGCCAAGGAGGACAGCUUCAUCUACAUACCGAGAAAGGGUAAAGCAGCUCAGACUGACAAGGUCCAAUGCUAUGAACCAGCGACCAUGAAAUACUUGGGGUACUUCCCUGCGUUGACUCCUGAUGAGGUCAACGAACAUGUUGCACAAGCCAGGAAAGCUCAAAAGAUAUGGGCAAAAAGCAGCUUCAAGCAAAGGCGCCAGUUUCUUCGAAUCCUUCUCAAGUAUAUUCUUGAACAUCAGGAUCUCAUAUGCGAAGUAUCGUCUCGGGACACUGGAAAGACUAUGGUUGAUGCUUCGUUAGGCGAGAUAAUGACCACAUGUGAGAAGAUUACCUGGCUUUUGGACGAGGGUGAGAAGUGGUUGAAACCUGAAUACAGAUCUACUGGGAGAUCAAUGCUGCAUAAGAGAGCAAAAGUUGAGUUUUACCCUCUUGGAGUGAUUGGUGCCAUUGUAUCUUGGAAUUAUCCCUUCCAUAAUGUUUUUAAUCCAAUGCUGGCCGCAGUAUUCUCCGGUAAUGCAGCAGUUAUAAAGGUCUCAGAAUAUGCGAGUUGGUCAGGCUGCUUUUAUUUUCGUAUCAUACAAGCAGCUCUUUCAGCUGUAGGUGCUCCUGAGAAUCUGGUGCACAUAAUAACUGGUUUUGCGGAAACAGGCCAAGCUCUUGUAUCAUCAGUGGACAAAAUAAUAUUUGUGGGAUCCCCUGGUGUUGGAAAAAUGAUCAUGAAAAGGGCAUCAGAGACUCUAAUACCUGUAACUCUUGAGCUUGGUGGCAAAGAUUCAUUUAUUGUGUGUGAAGAUGUAGAUUUACCCAGUGUUGUUCAAGUUGCCGUUAGAGCUGCUCUACAAUCUAGUGGGCAGAACUGCGCUGGUGCUGAAAGAUUUUAUGUUCACAACGACAUCUAUUCUUCCUUUGUUUCACAAGUAGUGAAGAUAGUCAAAUCUAUAUGUGUUGGCCCCCCAUUAUCAGGCAGAUAUGACAUGGGUGCAAUCUGUAUGAUGGAGCACUCUGAGAAACUUCAGAGUCUUGUUAAUGAUGCUCUAGACAAAGGUGCCGAAAUUGCCGUCAGAGGGAGCUUUGGUAAUCUUGGGGAAGACGCAGUUGAUCAAUUUUUCCCUCCAACUGUCCUGGUGAAUGUUGAUCACACAAUGAAAAUUAUGCAAGAAGAGGCAUUUGGACCGAUUCUACCAAUCAUGAAAUUCGGUUCUGAUGAAGAGGCUAUCAAACUUGCAAACGACUCAAAGUAUGGUCUUGGUUGUGCUGUUUUUUCUGGCAACCAGAAGCGUGCCAUCAGAAUAGCAUCCCAAAUACACUGUGGGGUAGCAGCAAUCAAUGAUUUUGCUUCAAGUUACAUGUGUCAGUCUUUGCCAUUCGGUGGUGUUAAAGACAGUGGAUUUGGGAGAUUUGCUGGUGUAGAAGGCUUCAUGAGCUUGCUGUCUUGUGAAUAUCCUGUCUCAGAGCAUGGAUUUGAGUUCCAGCAGUUGCUUGUGGAGACUUUGUAUGGCUAUAGCGUGUGGGACAGGUUGCGGUCCCUUGUGAAUCUUAUAAAGAUGGUUACCGAGCAGAACUCUGCCCCUGCUUCAAAUGCGAAGACAAAGAAAAGGCGAUGA